This is a messenger RNA of Camellia sinensis, 861 nucleotides long. NCBI's taxonomy places the organism in Eukaryota, Viridiplantae, Streptophyta, Magnoliopsida, Ericales, Theaceae. The record is from RefSeq and is a predicted model, not a curated record.
UUAUUUUAAUGUUUUUUUAAAGUGAGCACCCAUUUUCUAUACCAAAUUCCCUCAAUCUCUCCUCCUCCCCCAAAUCUGCAAAACCCUAGUUAUAUAUCAACACCGACAAUAUCUCCAAACCUCUCACUCUUCAAAUCAAUCUCGAUCCAAAGAAUGGCCACAAAACCCUUUGAGGAUUCCAAUUCAAGCUCAAAAAAUGGCAUUGGCGUUGACGAUUUGAAGCUCGGAGUGAGUUCUGAAGCAGCGAUUGAUGAUUCAGUAUCGAAUUCAGAUGCUGAUGGUGGGUUAGGGAGUAGAGGGAAGAGAAUUAAGGAAAAAUUGGAGACAGAGCUGAGUCCUACUGAGUUGCAAGUCGAAGAUGUAUCGUAUCAACACGCAGGGCAUGCUGGUGUGAAGGGCAGUGAUGGUGAGACUCAUUUUAAUGUGAAAGUGGUGUCAGUGGAGUUUGAAGGGAAGAGCUUAGUGAAGAGGCAUAGGCUGAUUUAUGGGUUGUUGCAAGAUGAAUUGCAGAGUGGACUACAUGCUUUGUCGAUCGUUGCGAAAACACCAUCCGAAGUUUGAUAUGUAGCCGUUCGUGUUAUGCUUACUUAGAGAAUGAUUGGAUUCUAUGCUGGUACGUGAUGAUUUUUUCUUGGAGGAAGUUCUUGUUUUUUGUUUGGGUGACAAGAAAAGCAAAGAACUUUCAUUGCAAUCACCUAGAGGAAAGGAAUAGAGGUCCCUGGUUCAGACAAAGUCCAGUCCUUUGAUUUUCUUGUGCAAAAAAAUUCCUCGUGAUAAUUGAUAAGUUUUCAAGAUCAUAGUGUUUUAAUUUGUUGUUAGUAAUUUUUUAUUUAAUAGACUGUUAUGGGUUUUUGGAUGCAA